This is a messenger RNA of Dicrocoelium dendriticum, 1981 nucleotides long. The record is from the annotation of a GenBank genome assembly. NCBI's taxonomy places the organism in Eukaryota, Metazoa, Platyhelminthes, Trematoda, Plagiorchiida, Dicrocoeliidae.
GAUCUCCUGAAAUGAACCCAUGGAUACGGAUAGACACGUCUCUUCGUUUUGCCGUCUUAAGGACUCGGAAUAUUCAACCUGUUCCAACCUGUUCGAGGUUCCAAAGAACAGUGUAGUAAAUCACGCUUUGAGCGCCCCUCAUGUCCCACGUCGCCAUCAUUCCGAUGUUUUCAGCCGCAAUUCCGACGCCAUUCGGAAUGAGAAUAUCCUACUUUCAAAGAAUAGCCGAGUUUGUCCACUGAGUAGUGAUGGGAAAGCGAUGAAAAGAGGCGCGAUCGAUAUCAAUGGCUCUUGUAUUAAUUCUCUUGAUGUGAACGCACACGAGCGUUUAUUCAACGGCUCUGAGACUUGCGAAGAUUCGUACACUAUAUCCAUUCAUGAGACUUACCAGCUGGGAUACUGUGGCACUCUGUCCGACAAAGGUGACAGUGAUUUGUAUGUGUUUGAUUUCGUGGACGGCCUUGAAGUUUCCUAUCCAGUCACUGUACCCGCAUCUGAUUCAUUACCAUUCGAUUUACCUCCCCUGUUCGUUGAGCCAGAUUAUGUCCAUCAGCUAACUGCUUUGGCUUCGACUGCCUUGAGCCAACUGGCGCAGUUGUUGAACAAUUGGCUUGUCGCUUGCCAAGCCUAUGACGAACAGGUUCUCAUUUGGCAACACUUGACUGCUCAUGAAGAAGCUGUUCAGUUACGUAAGCUUAUCGUUGAGCUACUAUCCGAUCUAUCACCCCAGUGCGACCUAAGGACACGCGUUGAUUUACAGUCUCCAAGUACAGACAGGAUUCUGUCGCGUCUCACUUCUGCUCUUACAAUGGACAUCUUCGGUUCAGUGAGCGGUGCGAGCCAAGACACACAGCCAGAUUUGUCCAUCCCUAUCGUAUCGCUUUGUCCAGAUCCAAAUCACUGUGUCUCUGUUUUGCGUGGUCAGAUCGUUGCCCUGCUAAAACAGCUAUUACCACAACUAGAUUUGCCUCAGUCUUUCGAUUAUACACGAGACCUACAACCUUUGCUGGCCACGGUUCGUGAUCUAAAUCGAAAGGUGACCGUUUGAGCUCCCGCAACGGUCACUCAUCCAUCCACCUCCUUUUCCAAACAACAGACUUGCUCUCUCAGUGUACAAAGCUCUUGUUUUUAUGUACAUUCACCAAAAAGAACAUAAACACGUUCUUUGCUAAUGUAAAUAUGGUGUUUGAGAUCGGUGGCUUCAUUUCAUUUCGUCCCAAAAUUUGAUGAGGCUGUACAAAGAUUCCGGUAUAUAUCUACAAAUGCAUACCCACUAUUACAUUUUCCUCUUCCGAUUUUAACGAUCAUGAAAGGUGCGUAAACAAUCGGGACAUAUUACACAAAUCUGCAGGCGUGUAACAAAAGUGCCGGACUCAAAUAAGUCGGAUGUCGAAACGGACUGAAUGGUUUAAAGGAGUAAAAAAAGAUUGACCGUUUAUCGUUGAAAGCCUAUUUCUGUCCAUACAUACCAAAGGCGCUAAAGAUGAGGUAAUACGGUGAUGGCUUGCUUGCUGUUACGCCACACCGGCACUUGGGGCAUGGAAAUGUGGGUGAAAACUUUCCGUGGACUACCCCGCAUGAAAGCACGCCACUCGGAUACGGUUCCACGGAUAACCGGAUCACUUUUAACCUUUUCGCAAUAAUUAACCUCAUUCUACUCCCAACUUCUCCGUCUUUCCAACAUAAUUAACUGGUCAAACACCCUGAACUGCUACAGAAAGCUUGGAUAAAUAUCUAUCCGUUGCGAUCCUCUUGUACCGAAUGAUCAGACCAACUAGUCGAACCGUAUCUUGCACCGUCGAGAAAUAUACCACUCAUACACUUGCUGGAAGAUGCAAAAGUAGCAGCAGAUUGCGAUUAGCAAUCACACGGACAUUUCUUCUGAAAUUCAUGUCGCUUUUAACAUCAUUUAAUUGCUCACACUUUCUGGACUCAACCCAGAGUUCAAAAGUCGUGAAAUUCUCUUGUGUUUUCAAGUGUA